AUGGGUACAGCAGUUUUAUCAGGGGAAUUCAAUUUCUGUGUUCUUUGCAGUGAGAGCAGUGAAGUUCUGCAGUACACAGCAACUGCAGCUGAGGAUGUGGAGAAGGUAAUUGAAGACAUCGAGUACCUGAAGUUUGACAAGGGGCCAUGGGUGGAGCAAGAUGAUGUUUCUUUCCAUCACUUGAGACUUUACGUGCAGGACAAAGCUGGAGUGCUGGAUUCCGUGUCCAUCCCGCGCUUCGUCCCCGAGAUCACCAUUGGUGGCUCUGAGUACGACAAGAUCUAUUAUGAGUACCGGGAGCUCCCUGGGCACAAGUACAAGCCAGGCUACAACGCUGAUGUUGGGGACAAGUGGAUCUGGCUGAAAUGAAAUCUGUUCCUGCUGGAGCCCUGGCCAGGAUGGACCACAGGACCUGAGAGAAGAGGAGCCACGUUCAGUGCACCUGCUGCACAUCACUUGUGUAGCACCAAGGAAACACUGCUGAAAUCAUUUCCCGUCCCCAGCAGAAGGGAGUAGACUCCCAGAAGGAAAACCACUUCAUUCUGGUUUGUUUUUCCCUGAGGAACUCAGGGAUGUUGGAUAGUCAGUGUGGGAUAGCCAAGUGAGCUGGGGCAGGCUGAACAUCAGAGCUGAAUUUUCUCUUCCUCGAGACUGUGGCACAUUAUUAUCCAGGAUUAGUGUUGUUCUGCUGAUUCAAGAGGAAUUAAACCUGUACCCUCCUGACUCUCACAAAGUUAAUAUCUUGUUCUGUCAUGCGUGGUGUUCUAUGAGGUUCAUUAGAAGCAACAAUGUGUUCUGAAAGGCACUGCCUGGACCUCAGCAAAGCAUAAGAAGUUCGUUGAGAGAUGGAAAUUAGGUAUCUCAAUUAAUACAGCAAAAAUCUCUGCUUAAAAUUCUAAAAAAACAGUCAAAAUAAUUGCCAGCAGUUGUACUUACAGCUUCUUGCUUUGAUUCUACUAUAGAGUGAGAUAUUUGUUGGCUAUAAAAGACAAGUGAAAUUA
Vidua macroura (Pin-tailed whydah) is the source of this 1001-nucleotide messenger RNA. Its product is annotated as NADH dehydrogenase [ubiquinone] 1 alpha subcomplex subunit 10, mitochondrial-like. The transcript is spliced from 4 exons. The record is from RefSeq and is a predicted model, not a curated record. Lineage: Eukaryota; Metazoa; Chordata; Aves; Passeriformes; Viduidae. The coding region runs from base 1 to 369 and encodes 122 amino acids.